CCUGUUUUGUCGUUUCCAUCUGGAGGAAUGUGAUGGGAUGGAAACAAUAAAACACUCUCCAUCGGAUGGAAUGUGAUUUAAACGCAUGGAGAACGAGAAGGAGCGUCAACAGACAGCGGGGUGAUCAGGAGGAAUGGGACGGGAUGUAAACACUUGUAGAACUAAACAGAAUGAUAGGCUGGGCACUGGUCGCGCUUUUGUCCGCCUCCCUGGCUCUGCUGUUCAUACCCCGGGACUGGUCCAGGAUAUUUGGGAAUGAAUCGACCCCCGGGACCCCCGUGCGGCUCUUGAGCAAGCGGGAAUUAUCACUGUACGACGGGCAGGAUGGCAGCAGAGGUCUCUACCUGGCACUGCUGGGCCAGGUUUUUGAUGUAAACAAAGGACACAAGCACUACGGACCUGGUGGCGCUUAUCACUUUAUGGCAGGUAGGGAUGCCUCCUGCUCUUUCAUCACUGGAGACUUCUCAGAGGGUGGAUUGACAGACGAUGUCUCCGGCCUUUCCCCAGUGCAGGUGGUCGCUCUGUAUGACUGGCUGGCCUUCUAUCAGAGGGAGUACCAAACUGUGGGUGUGGUGAUAGGUCGCUUCUACAGCACAAGUGGGCAGCCCACAGAGGCCCUGCUGCGAGUGGAAGCAUCCCGAGCAGAGGGCCAGCGGAUCAAGGCCCGGGCUGAGGCUGAAAAGAUGCGUUACCCAGCCUGCAACUCAGAAUGGAGUUCUGCCAAAGGAGGGCGAGUGUGGUGCUCCACUAAAAGUGGCGGAGUGGUAAGAGACUGGACGGGUGUUCCACGGAAACGCUUCUCUGCACGCUCACACGGUGUUCGCUGUGUCUGUGUUGAAGACCCGUAUGCAGCAGAGGAAGAUCCCAACCUGCAGAGAUACGAUGGCUGCUCUCCACAUGCUGACUCAUGCUUUGUGGCAGACUAGUAGUCAUUAGGCCAGAUCAGAAAUCACUGAUUAAACAGUCUUCAAGGAACACUAAACUCAGGAAAACAAACCUUUUUUAAAAAAAAAAAAAAAAUAUAUAUAUAUAUAUAUAUAAUAACAAAGCAGAAAAGAGACAACUCAGCACAUUGAAUUUUGAUGACCUUUAUGUAAAGUUGUCCUCCCUUUCUCUAAAAGAAUACACCAGGAAGAGACAGGCUAGAUAUCUGAGCAUACAGAUACAAUACAAUGUGCAUAAAAGAUUAAACAAUGUGCAUAAAAGAUUAACAGAGGCAAGAUUUAGGUUUGUCACAAUGACAAGCACAAACUGCAUUAAAGUACAAAACAGUUGUAGUGGUCAAAAAUAUCACACAUUUAUCUGUACAAUUUAACAAUACUUUAAGAGGCCUCACAAUCCGGCCAUCCCUCCACUUACUCCACAUUCCUCCCGAUGAUCAGAAAUGUCAUGUGAUCUUGAUAAAGUGCACCUGUUCGGCUUUAGAAAUCAAGAAACGUCAGACGUGAUGGGUCAAGACAACUUGACAUGAGGCAACAGCGUGGAGGACUUUGAUCUGAGGCGACCUCUUUAUGAGUCAGAAAUGGAAUGUAAUCGUUCGGUGGCUGAUUCUAAACGUUGAUUCUACAAUGAUAAUCAUGAUGUAUAAAGGCUACAAAUUAAAUCACAUGCAUAGGCAAAAUAGGCAUUUUAAAAUCUGUUUUUGUUUUCGGGACUACAUUUAUGUUCCUUCUUCUCUGAAGUCAUCAAACUUGCCACAGUCAGAACCAAGCACUGCAUUUCAUUUGGCCUAUUCCAUUCGAUUGAACAGUUGCAUGGAUGAGAGCGUCAUUUCUCACCUGUCAUUAUUUCACAUGAUUUUGAAGUUACAGUUGUGAUUCUCACUGAAAAUCCUUUUUUUUCUUCCAGUGAAGCUUUUGGAAAAAAAUAAUAGUUUUCCCUUUUAAUCCUUUUUACUUGCACACUGUUAUCCAGGGAAUAUUGAAUAAGGGUAACCAGACAGCAAAUCAUAAAUGAUUACAGAACAUGUAGAUUAUUCAGUCCUUGUAGAUCUCAUGAUCUAGUGUUAUUUCCAAGUCUUUCUACUCUUUGUUGACAGCAGCCUCAACUUCUUCCUUUUUUUUUUUUUUUAAUGAGCCAAACGAAAGAUUUUGUAGCGCUUUCUUUGGGUGUGUUAGUGUGAAUCCCGCUGAUGUGGAUAUAUCCCAACAGAGAAAAGGAAAACCCCUUCCAAAAGGAGAUCGUCUCACAGGAUUGAAAUGUCGGCGUUCGAGAGCUACCUGAUUGUGACGAUUGGAGUCAAUCGUCACAAACAUCACUGAGCAUGAAAACUGAUGGAAGUCCAGCCGUCACUGAGCUGGAGAGCCAUUUAGAUCCACUUCAAGAUACUUUGAUUUAAACAGAAACAAA
Salarias fasciatus (jewelled blenny) is the source of this 2349-nucleotide messenger RNA. It is a transcript of the gene cyb5d2, whose product is annotated as cytochrome b5 domain containing 2. The record is from RefSeq and is a predicted model, not a curated record. The transcript is spliced from 4 exons. Bases 171 to 926 code for a protein of 251 amino acids. Gene Ontology annotation, cellular component: membrane; endomembrane system. Lineage: Eukaryota; Metazoa; Chordata; Actinopteri; Blenniiformes; Blenniidae.